CCGCCCGCCGGGACGCCUUCCUCUUUUGCAGCUAUUUAAGACCGGUCGGCAGCACGUCCCUCGCAGUGGCCGGGCCAUGGAUCGGAUGGAGGUGACCGAGACCUUCGCCGGCAUCUCCCUGCCCGGCCACCUCCACACCCAGGAGUCCCUCGGCUUCGCCGUCACCUUCCCCUUCCGUCCCACCGACGUGGUCAUCGCCACCUACCCCAAAUCAGGCACCACCUGGAUGCAGGAGAUCCUGACGCUGCUGUUCAGCCGCGGGGACGUCCUGCCGGCCAAAACCAUCCCCAACUGGGAGCGGGCGCCCUGGCUGGAGCAGAUCUACUUCAGGGAGGCACUGCAGGAUACGGCCGCCCGCCGGCUCAUCACCACCCACCUGCCUGCCCGCGUCCUGGCCCCUGCCCUGCAGCAGAGCAAGGCCAAGGUGAUCUACGUGGCUAGGAACCCCAAGGACGUCGCCGUCUCCUUCUACCACUUCCACCGCUUGGCCAAAUUCCUGCCUGACCCCGGCUCCUUCGACACCUUCCUCACGCGGUUCCUCGAGGGCACGGUGCACUACGGCUCCUGGUUUGACCACGUCAAGGGCUGGCUGGCCCAGCGGCACCUCCUGGACAUCUUCUACGUCACCUACGAGGAGCUGCACCAGGACCUGCGCGGCACGGCGCAGCGGCUCAGCGCCUUCCUGGGCUGCCCGCUGGGACCGGAGACGCUGGGAGCCCUGGAGCAGCACUGCAGCUUCGCCACCAUGCGGGACAACGCCAUGGUCAACUACUCCCUCAUUCCCGCCGAGAUCAUGGACCACAGCCAGGGAUGCUUCAUGAGGAAAGGCGUGGUGGGGGAUUGGCGCGACCACUUCUCCCCCCUGCAAAACGCCCUCUUCAACCGCCUCUACCAGGAGGAGAUGGGCGACUUGGAGCUGCCCGCGCGCUGGCCCAUGGCUUGAGGGUCCGAGGAGCCGGGGGGGGGGGGGGGGCCGGUGGCACUCGGCCCUGCCACUGCACAACGCGACUGGACCCCCCUGCCUCCUCCCCCCCACCUGCCAAGCCCCACUGCGGGGGGGGCACCCUGCAUUGGAUGCAACUUAUACACCCCCGUGCAUCACCCCGGGGGUCGGGGCUGCAGUGGGGCUGGGGUCUGGGGGGGGGGACAUGCCGGCUGCAUGACAACCCCCCCCCCAGGGGACAGGGGACUUUUCCGGUAACACGUUGCAGGCAUCCUCGUGGCCUUCCUUCCCCUGGGGUGGGGGCACAUGGCCGUGACCCCCCCUUCCGCCCAGCCCGCCCUGCAAAAAUAAAUAUUUAUUGCUGUUUACA
Molecule: messenger RNA, 1313 nt
Organism: Aquila chrysaetos chrysaetos
Lineage: Eukaryota; Metazoa; Chordata; Aves; Accipitriformes; Accipitridae
Product: sulfotransferase 2B1-like
Exons: 6
Coding region: 77-943 (288 amino acids)
Biological process (GO): sulfation
Cellular component (GO): cytoplasm
Molecular function (GO): sulfotransferase activity
Source: RefSeq, a predicted model, not a curated record